AUGACCGUAACUUCCCCUCUGCCCGCCCUGCAUAGGCGCGCAGCUGUGCUGCUUCCGCGCCCCUCCAUCCGUGCCUCCGGAAGUCGCUCGCUUGCCUUGGGCUCGCCGCUGCUGCAGCCCGUUGUGGCGGUGUGUGCGACCAGGCGUGGGCUGCUGUCGUCGUUUCAACCAGUGCACCACGCCUCGCCUGCCUCUCAGCGUGUGCGCGUAGCCCCAGUCCGCGUCGCGGCGUCUCCCGCGGUGACAGCCGCCAUGGCCUCCGCGGAGGCCGCCAAGCGGCCGUUCGUGGGCGACCUGGGAGUGCGCAGCGGGUUCGUGGACGCGGUGGGCAACACUCCCCUCAUCCGCCUGAACCGCGCAUCACAAGAGACCGGCUGCGAGAUUUACGGCAAGGCGGCAGAGGCGAGUGGCGAGUUGAGGGAGGGCGGGGUGAUCGUGGAGGGCACGGCGGGCAACACGGGCAUCGGGCUGGCACUGGUGGCCAAUGCACGCGGGUACAAGACAGUCAUCGUCAUUCCAGAGACACAGAGCCAGGUGCGCACGCACACUCGCACGUCCACUUGUGCAGCAAUGUCAUCACCGUGCAAGGAGCAGGAGAAGAAGGACAUGCUGCGCAUUGCAGGAGCCACGCUGGUUGAGGUGCCAGCAGUGCCAUACAAGAACCCCAACAACUACGUCAAGUACUCGGGCAGGCUCGCACAAGCCAUUGCCAAGACCCAUCCAGGCGGUGCCAUAUGGGGCAACCAGGUGAGCGCUAUCAGUGGGGCGGACGAGGGUGGGGGGAAGCACGUGAUGUGUGCGAUUGCGUGGGUGGGCUGUCUGCUCACUGCAUCCCCUGCUGUGUCAAUGGCCACCUCUCACCGCUGUUGCUAUGCACCAUGCCCCAUUUCGCUCCCCGUUCCGCUCGUCUCUCCUUUGUCCAUGUUCCAGCCCCUGUAUCAUAACCUGUUUGACAACACAGCCAAUCGCCAGGCCCACUAUGAGACAACGGGCCCGGAGAUCUGGGCGCAGACGGAGGGGCGAGUGGACGCGUUCAUCUGCGCCAUCGGCACGGGCGGCACCCUCGCUGGCACCGGCAAGUACCUGAAGGAGCGCAAGGCGGGCGUGCGGGUGGGCAUGGUGGACCCCAUGGGCGCCGCCAUGUUCAGCUACUACAACAAUGGCACUCUCGAGGCCCAUGGCUCCUCCAUAUCAGAGGGCAUAGGGCAGGGGCGCAUCACAGGCAACCUGCAGGGGUGGGGGCUGCCUGAGAGAGAAGGGGGAUGCGUUGACUUCUGCUGCCAGGUGACUGCCUCUCCGCCCCCCACCCACACUCUCUCUUCUUCAACCUUUUCUCUGCUUGCUGCUGCCGCGCCUUCCCGCAUGUGGCCUACAAGGCACCAGCACCUCUCCCUGCUGUGUCCCCGCCCUGUGUGGCAGGUGGAGGACGCAGAGGCGCUGCCGGUGGUGUACGACCUGCUGCGGCACGAGGGGCUGUGUGUGGGGCUGUCAUCGGGCAUCAACGUGGCGGGUGCCAUGCGGCUGGCGCGCGCCAUGGGGCCAGGCCACACCAUCGUGACCGUGCUGUGUGACCUGGGCACGCGCUACCAGGGCCGUCUCUUCAACCCGCCCUUCCUCAGCGCCAAGGGGCUGCCCCUCCCCGCCUGGAUGGACAGCGAUGCCGAACCUGCUGUGGCCGUGCCUCAGGUGUUUGAAGAGGUGGAGGCGUGA
Molecule: messenger RNA, 1710 nt
Organism: Closterium sp. Naga37s-1
Lineage: Eukaryota; Viridiplantae; Streptophyta; Zygnematophyceae; Desmidiales; Closteriaceae
Source: the annotation of a GenBank genome assembly